Molecule: messenger RNA, 3234 nt
Organism: Ipomoea nil (Japanese morning glory)
Lineage: Eukaryota; Viridiplantae; Streptophyta; Magnoliopsida; Solanales; Convolvulaceae
Product: phosphoenolpyruvate carboxylase-like
Exons: 10
Coding region: 172-3054 (960 amino acids)
Biological process (GO): carbon fixation; leaf development; tricarboxylic acid cycle
Cellular component (GO): cytosol; chloroplast; apoplast
Molecular function (GO): phosphoenolpyruvate carboxylase activity
Source: RefSeq, a predicted model, not a curated record
UCAUCUUUUUCUUCCGUGAGGAUCUUGACUGCUCCUCACUGCUGUCAAUCCUGCAGUUUCUGCUCGAUAAAAAGGAUCAAUUGGAUUGAAGUCUCGUGUGCCCUUUUCUCCUCUCUGUGUCCCUUUCUUUGACUCGCAAGCUUAGCGGAUAUAGCGAGAGAGUGAAGGAAGAUGAGCAGGAAUGUUGAGAAGAUGGCAUCCAUUGAUGCCCAGCUGCGGCUGUUGGCGCCGGCGAAGGUCUCCGAGGACGACAAGCUUGUGGAGUACGACGCUCUCUUGCUCGAUCGCUUCCUUGAUAUUCUCCAGGACUUACAUGGAGAGGACAUCCGUGAAACGGUUCAAGAAUGCUAUGAGCUUUCAGCAGAAUAUGAAGGGAAGCAAGAUACCCAGAAACUAGAGGAGCUUGGGAGGGUGAUUACUAGUCUGGAUCCCGGGAAUUCCAUUGUGGUUACCAAAGCGUUUUCCAAUAUGCUUAACUUAGCCAAUCUGGCUGAAGAGGUUCAGAUAGCCUCGAGGCGGAGGAGUAAGUUCAAGAAGCGUGAUUUGUCUGAUGAGGCGUCUGCCACAACUGAAUCGGACAUCGAAGAGACUCUUAGGAGGCUUGUAGGACAACUGAAUAAGUCCCCCGAAGAAGUGUUUGAUGCUAUAAAGAACCAGACAGUUGAUCUUGUGCUCACCGCCCAUCCUACUCAGUCUGUUCGUAGAUCUUUGCUUCAAAAACAUGCAAGGAUUCGGGAUUGUUUGACUCAGUUGUAUGCUAAAGACAUCACUCCUGAUGAUAAGCAGGAGCUCGAUGAGGCUCUACAGAGAGAGAUACAGGCAGCUUUUCGCACCGAUGAAAUCAGGAGGACCCCACCGACUCCACAAGACGAGAUGAGGGCUGGGAUGAGUUACUUCCACGAAACUAUAUGGAAGGGAGUGCCAAAGUUCUUGCGCCGUGUUGACACAGCUUUGAAGAAUAUUGGGAUCAAUGAGCGCGUCCCCUACAAUGCCCCGCUUAUCCAAUUUUCUUCAUGGAUGGGAGGGGAUCGAGAUGGCAACCCGAGAGUAACCCCAGAAGUUACAAGGGAUGUGUGCUUAUUGGCUAGAAUGAUGGCUGCCAACAUGUACUUUUCUCAGAUUGAAGAUCUUAUGUUUGAGCUCUCAAUGUGGCGGUGCAGUGAAGAACUGCGUGGUCGGGCAGAUGACCUUCAUAGGACCUCGAAAAGAGAUGUCAAACACUAUAUUGAGUUUUGGAAACAGAUUCCCCCGAAUGAGCCUUACCGAGUGAUUCUUGCUGAUGUUAGAGACAAACUGUACAGCACGAGGGAGCGUGCUCGCCAGUUACUAGCGAAUGGCUUCUCUGAUAUUCCCGAGGAGGCAACGUUUACAAACGUCGAACAGUUUCUGGAGCCUCUUGAAGUAUGCUACAGAUCGCUAUGCGCCUGUGGUGACCGGUCUAUUGCAGAUGGAAGCCUUCUCGAUUUUCUGAGGCAAGUUUCCACCUUUGGGCUCUCGCUCGUGAGGCUCGAUAUACGACAAGAGUCCGAUAGGCACACCGAUGUUCUGGAUGCAAUCACGCUGCAUUUAGGGAUUGGAUCGUAUAAAGAAUGGUCGGAAGAGCGCAGGCAGGAAUGGCUGCUAUCUGAGCUGGGCGGGAAGCGCCCUCUUUUCGGCCCCGACCUGCCUAAAACCGAAGAAAUUUCCGAUGUGCUCGACACGUUUCAUGUUCUUGCUGAACUCCCCUCGGAUAACUUUGGCGCCUACAUUAUUUCGAUGGCCACGGCCCCAUCCGAUGUGCUCGCUGUAGAGCUUCUGCAGAGAGAGUGUCAUGUCAAGAAUCCGCUGAGAGUCGUGCCUUUGUUUGAAAAACUCGACGAUCUCGAGGCUGCACCGGCUGCUCUGGCUAGGCUGUUUACGAUAGAUUGGUACAGGAACAGGAUCGACGGGAAGCAAGAAGUCAUGAUUGGAUACUCGGAUUCAGGGAAAGACGCUGGGCGGCUCUCUGCAGCGUGGCAGCUGUACAAGACUCAAGAGGAGCUCGUGAAGGUGGCGAAGGAGUAUGGUGUGAAGCUCACUAUGUUUCAUGGACGGGGAGGGACCGUGGGGCGAGGAGGCGGUCCAACCCAUCUCGCCAUUUUGUCACAGCCGCCCGACACAAUCCACGGAUCCCUUCGCGUGACGGUUCAAGGGGAAGUCAUCGAGCAGUCCUUCGGGGAGGAACACUUGUGCUUCAGAACGCUGCAGCGCUAUACUGCAGCCACACUCGAGCACGGAAUGCACCCUCCUAUCGCCCCAAAGCCCGAAUGGCGGGCCCUUCUUGACGAGAUGUCUGUCGUUGCCACUGCAGAGUAUCGCUCCGUGGUCUUCCAGGAGCCUCGAUUCGUUGAAUACUUCCGACUCGCAACGCCCGAGCUAGAAUAUGGGCGAAUGAACAUUGGGAGCCGGCCUGCAAAGAGAAAGCCAAGCGGGGGAAUAGAGUCACUCCGUGCAAUUCCAUGGAUCUUCGCCUGGACUCAGACGAGGUUUCACCUCCCCGUCUGGCUCGGCUUUGGAGCUGCAUUCAAACACGUCAUCGAGAAAGAUAUCCGAAACCUGCAGAUGCUGAAGGACAUGUACCGGGAAUGGCCUUUCUUCAGAGUGACACUCGACCUCGUUGAAAUGGUGUUCGCCAAGGGCGAUCCAGGCAUUGCAGCUUUGUACGAUAAGCUGUUGGUAUCAAAGGAUCUAUUGCCAUUCGGAGAACAGCUAAGAACCAAAUUCCAAGAAGCCAAAAGCCUUCUCCUCCAGGUUGCUGGACACAAAGAUCUUCUCGAAGGCGAUCCAUACUUGAAGCAGAGGCUGAGUCUGCGAGACGCCUACAUCACAACGCUCAACGUCUCUCAAGCGUAUACACUGAAGAGGAUACGCGAUCCGAGCUACAAUCCACAUCUGGCACAGGAGAUCACAGAAUCCAGAAAACCCGCUACCGAGUUGGUGAUGCUUAACCCCACCAGUGAAUAUGCUCCUGGAUUGGAAGAUACCAUCAUCUUGACCAUGAAAGGAAUUGCAGCUGGAAUGCAGAAUACUGGUUAAGAUGUAACAAGUCUCUUCAGACUUCAGUUUCACCCUAUGUUUGUAUACAUUACUUUAUAUAAGUCAUAUAUAGUGCCUAUGUGAGUGAAUCUUCAAAUAAUGUUUUGCCUCAAGGCUUUGGUUGGUCUAAAAAAAAUUCCAACUUUUUGUGUUUAUGAUGAUUCUUGCUAUAUCUUUAAA